Molecule: messenger RNA, 468 nt
Organism: Cyclocybe aegerita
Lineage: Eukaryota; Fungi; Basidiomycota; Agaricomycetes; Agaricales; Hemipholiotaceae
Source: the annotation of a GenBank genome assembly
AUGACCCCCUCAUGCCCCUGGUCAUAUGAUCCGUUGGUCGUUCGUGGUUCGACCUCGCGGGAAACACGCCUCAGCGCUCAGCUUUGGACGAAACUCGCACUUCACAAAACUCGACUCAGAGAUGCUGGAUUCAUCGCCACACACCUCCAGAAUUCGGGUGGCCUUCCCCUUGACAUCUCCAUCACCUUUCCAUCUGACCUUAAACUUAAGGACGUGCCCUCGAUGCUCUCACUCCAGACGCGCCAUAUCACGAAGCAUGGAAGAAUCUCGUCCCUGCGAUUGGAGAAGGUCGAGCUGCUUGUUUUAAAAAUCAGGAGACCCCCCUUAGAAGACAACACACGCUUUUCGAUACUGACGACGGCGUUUACCCCGUCGCCAAAGCUCGCCCUCCUCGAGAUCCCUCUGUGGCCACUUCUAGACCUCCCCAUCUUGCAACAAUCACCUCUCUCGUCUUCGAGAGUCCUUUGA